This is a messenger RNA of Tachysurus fulvidraco (yellow catfish), 2953 nucleotides long. It is a transcript of the gene map9, whose product is annotated as microtubule-associated protein 9. The record is from RefSeq and is a predicted model, not a curated record. Gene Ontology annotation, biological process: regulation of mitotic cytokinesis; mitotic spindle assembly; mitotic cytokinesis. NCBI's taxonomy places the organism in Eukaryota, Metazoa, Chordata, Actinopteri, Siluriformes, Bagridae. Gene Ontology annotation, cellular component: astral microtubule. Gene Ontology annotation, molecular function: microtubule binding. The transcript is spliced from 13 exons. Bases 247 to 1986 code for a protein of 579 amino acids.
ACGCCGGAUGUGACGUCACCAUUCCGCUGCCUCGCGCUCACGUCUCUUGGUAACGUGUGUAAACAGAUGGCGCUUAUGUUACAUCUGCAUGAAGUUUAUCUGAUCAGUUAAUGAGCACAAAGUAGAACGGAAUAAAGUCACGCUUUCGGAAACACAGAGCUUUCUGAUAAGCCUCGGAGCAGCUAAUUUUAUUUCAGUGCGUUUUAUAAAGAUUUAUGAGUUUAAAGUCAUCUGAAGAGCUGCAGCAUGGAUGAGGAGGAUUUGUGCACCACUCUGGCCUACAACACAAGUCCUACAUCCUCCAAAAGAACCACUUUCCAGGAUGAGCUGGAGACAGCAGUUAAUGAGAGAGCUGCCAGGAACAGAGCCUUACACAGAGCUAAUGGCUUUAGUGAUGAAGAUGAUGGUGAUGAUGAUGUCCUGGAAGAGCUGCUGAAGACGAGGAGGAAGAAGAUGGACAUGUUCAAAGCCUCAAAAUCAAAAAUCUCACUUUCAGUUACUAAAAUGUCAGACGAAGAGGAGGAGAACAUCAGACCCAAAAAAGUCUCCUUCCUGAAGAAACAGAGAAAUUCUUACACUCACAAAACAGACAAUCUCAGAUCAGACACUCCAAGAUCAGACACUCCAAGAUCAGACAGUUUUAGAUCAGACAGCACCUUUAUUUCACACCAAAGUGUGACGGAGGCUCAGACUCUACAGAGACGUCAGCAGGACUCAGACACUGUAUCAGCUCCACAACACAGUAGAUCAGAACCUUCUGCCUGCAUGAGGAGCCUAUCAGAAUCGCCCUUGUCUCUUUAUUCAAAGAGCAGCCAAUGGGAACACGGCUCUGAGUGUGUGUCAGAGGCCACACCCCCGACACCUGCCCCCCGCCAGCGAGCAGAUCUUUACUCCGCUCGCAGUGGAUGUGAUGGAGAGGACGGACAAACACAAGCUCCAUCCAGCAGAGCUGCUAUGUCAGUGCUGUCCAACACCAUCACCAACACCAACACUAACACCAACACCUCUUUUCUGACUGCAGGGAAUUCUGGGAUUGAUUCCCAACAGCACGGUGUUUCUGUGAUGGUGAACACACACUCCAGGCCACUAGAGGGUGCUGAGAGCGCAGAUUUCUCAGCAGCAGAACAAAAAAACCAGGAAGAAUAUCAGUUUGGUUCUGAAGUCUCUCCUGUACCAGAUAAUGGAAUUUCCAGAUCUUCAGCUUUUCGACCAGGAAGCUCCAGAAGAUCCAGGAGCACAUCAUCAUACACUGCAGAGUCCAGAUAUCUGGGGACAUUAAAGGUUCUGGAGCAGGAGACGGGACUGGACACCGCCGACUCGCUCAGAGCGACUGUUUAUCAGAACUGGUUAAAGAAUAAACAGGAGAGACUGCAGGUGACGCUCCGAGCUAAAAAACAAGAAGAAAAACUGAAAGAGGAGAAAAAAAUUGAGGAGGAACGGAGUAAGAAAGCUGAAGCUAAAGCAUCUUAUGAAGCUUGGAAAGAAAACAAACGUGAAGCUCUGAGAGAGAAGAUCAGAGACAAACAGGAAGUGAUGAGGAAACUGCAGAAGGAGAUGGAGGAUGAAGAGGAAAGGAAAGAAACCGCAAAACUGGUUUUUGAGAAAUGGAAGCGAGAACAUGAUGAACUACUUCGUGAGCAGCUCCAAAAACAGGAGCUCACAGAAAACAGGCUAAAGGAGAAAAAAGAGAAGGAGAAAGAAGAGAGAACAAGAGAGAGCAGUUCUUCAUUUACUCAGUGGAACAGCAGGAAGAAGAAGAUAAUUGAGGAGAAGCUAAAGUCUGAUAAUAGGAAGAAGGAAAUAAAAGAGAUUGAAGAGAAAUAUGAAAAGGAAGAAAGAGAAAGGACGGCGCUGGAGAUGUACGAGAAAUGGCUGAGAAGAAAAGAGUUUCAGCAGAAACGAGAGCAAAGGGAACGGAACAUGAAGGCAGAGGAGCCGCAGACCCCCUGGAGCCCCCCGAACAGGACCGUCCCGUUUGGGAAAUGAUCCUCACCCUAUCUCUGGUCAGACUGUAAUGUCAUCACCGCCACUUUAUAACGAAAUGUUUCUGACACUCAGAUUUACCCAAAACUGCACAGGGGACAAAAGCAGCUGGUCUGUGUCUGAUCUUCACCUGUCCUGAUUAGAUUAGAUUAGAUUAGAUUAGAUUAGAUUAGAUUAGAUUAGGUUAGAUUAGGUUAGAUUAGAUUACAUUAGAUUAGAUUAGGUUAGAUUAGAUUAGGUUAGAUUAGGUUAGAUUAGAUUAGGUUAGAUUAGGUUAGAUUAGAUUACAUUAGAUUAGAUUAGGUUAGAUUAGAUUAGGUUAGAUUAGAUUAGAUUACAUUAGAUUAGGUUAGAUUAGGUUAGAUUAGAUUACAUUAGAUUCGAUUAGGUUAGAUUAAGUUAGGUUAGAUUAGAUUAGGUUAGAUUAGGUUAGAUUAGAUUAGGUUAGAUUAGAUUAGGUUAGAUUAGGUUAGAUUAGGUUAGGUUAGAUUAGGUUAGGUUAGAUUAGGUUAGGUUAGAUUAGAUUAGAUUAGAUUACAUUAGAUUACAUUAGAUUAGAUUAGGUUAGAUUAGAUUAGAUUAGGUUAGAUUAGAUCACACUCAUUCUGAAGUUUGAUGUGAAGAAGAACAGAAGUUUUGAGCUGUGUUUGUGUCUGUAAUGAUCUGAUGUAGUUUAUAUAUCAUGUGAAGGAAGCAGGAGCUCUGAUGGAUCAGUGUGAUGUUGAAGCUGACAGUAAUCUGCUCCAAGUCUAAUCUAAUUAUAAAUCUGAUUAAUGUUGUUGCCUUAGUGUGAGUCUGAUAAGCAAGAAGAUGAAGUGAAAUCUACAGCAUGCUGCAGGAAACAUCUCCUCUUCCUCAUCUUCUCUUCCUCAUCCUCAUCCUCAUCCUCCUUACAGCAGCAUCACUAAAACACUGAAGCUUCUAAACGCUUUUUUCUGAUAUUGUUGAAUUAAAAUCCUGAAGCUGCUUA